AUGGCGGGGAGUGGGAAGAGGAGGCGCGCGACGGUGCUCGACGACGACGAGCGGCGGGGGCGGCGGAGGCUGGAGGAGGCGGCCCUGCUCCUCCACAAGAUCAAAGGGCUGGUGGGCUGGGUGGUCGCGGAGGUCAGCGCCGGCCGAUCCCCUUCCCUGGCUCUCCACCGCUACCAGAACUACUGCGCCUGCGCCUCCGCCGCCGCCGCCGCCGCGUCCCUGUCCACAUGCGCCUGCAGCUACGACGCCCCCGUCGGCACGGACGUCCUCUCCCUCCUCCGCAAGGAAUUCCACGCCUCCCGACUCAAUGUGCUUCUCAGGGUCCUGCUCGUGGUGCAGCAACUCCUGCAGGAGAAUAAGCACUGCUCCAAGAGGGACAUCUACUACAUGUACCCCUCCAUGUUCGUAGAACAAGCGAUUGUUGAUCGUGCCAUCAAUGAUAUCUGCAUACUCUUCAAGUGCAGCCGGCAUAAUCUCAACGUGGUUCCUGUGGCAAAAGGUUUGGUGAUGGGCUGGAUAAGAUUUGUGGAGGGUGAAAAGAAAGUGUAUUGUAUAACAAACGUCAAUGCUGCUUUCCCCAUUCCAGUUAGCAUUGAGGCAAUCAAAGAUGUUGUUAGUGUUGCUCACUACAUCCUUGUUGUUGAGAAGGAGGCAGUGUUCCAGCGUUUGGCCAAUGACAAGUUCUGCGAAAAGAAUCGCUGCAUUGUUAUUACAGGAAGAGGCUACCCAGAUAUUCCAACAAGAAGAUUCUUGCGCUACCUUGUCGAACAGCUGCACUUGCCUGCUUAUUGCUUAGUGGAUUCAGAUCCGUAUGGUUUUGAUAUUCUGGCUACCUAUAAAUUUGGUUCCAUGCAAUUGGCAUAUGAUGCAAAUGUUCUGCGUGUGCCUGAGAUACGAUGGCUUGGGGUCUUCACAUCUGACUUUGAGGAGUAUUGUCUUCCAGACUGCUGUCAGCUUCAAUUGUCAUCUGAAGAUAGGAGGAAGCUUGAAGGAAUUCUAACCAGAUGUUACUUGCACAAGGAAGCCCCAGAAUGGAGGUUGAAGUUGGAAGCCAUGCUGGAAAUGGGUGUCAAGUUUGAGAUUGAAGCAUUGUCAGCAAGUUCCAUUUCGUUUCUGUCGCAAGAGUACAUCCCCCAACAGAUCAGGCUAGGGAGGUAUAUAUAG
Triticum turgidum subsp. durum (durum wheat) is the source of this 1164-nucleotide messenger RNA. NCBI's taxonomy places the organism in Eukaryota, Viridiplantae, Streptophyta, Magnoliopsida, Poales, Poaceae. The record is from the annotation of a GenBank genome assembly.